Molecule: messenger RNA, 1911 nt
Organism: Argentina anserina (silverweed cinquefoil)
Lineage: Eukaryota; Viridiplantae; Streptophyta; Magnoliopsida; Rosales; Rosaceae
Product: aspartic proteinase 36-like
Exons: 10
Coding region: 77-1564 (495 amino acids)
Biological process (GO): proteolysis
Molecular function (GO): aspartic-type endopeptidase activity
Source: RefSeq, a predicted model, not a curated record
UGUUAUCUAAGCUUGGAGACUAUAAAAGCAAAGAAUAUAAAGAAGAAAUGGAGACUUGACACCACAACAUCAGAAAAUGGCGGCAACUUUGUUCCGGACGGUCGCCGUCUUAUUCUUACUGUUGCAGUUUCUGACGUUGGUUGUAAGCAGUUUUCCGGCGACUAUGAAUCUGGAGAGAGCUUUUCCGACGAGUCAUAGAGUGAAACUGAGUCAUCUCAGAGCCCGAGAUCGUGUCAGGCAUGGUAGGAUGUUGAGUGGUGUUGUUGAGUUCCCUGUAGGAGGCACCUUCAAUCCAUACUUAGUCGGGCUAUACUUUACAAGCGUCAAAUUGGGUACUCCUGCAACAGAAUUCUAUGUGCAGAUUGAUACUGGAAGUGAUGUUUUGUGGGUUGGUUGCAGUUCCUGCUCCGGUUGCCCCAAAUCCUCUGGACUAAAAAUACAGCUCCAAUCUUUUGAUCCUCAGAGCUCAUCAACUUCUUCAGUGGUCUCUUGUUCUGAUAAAAUGUGUACCAUUGGACUUGAUACACAAGAUUCUACCUGUGAUUCACAAAAUAAGCAGUGUACUUAUGCAUUCCAAUAUGGAGAUGGGAGUGGGACAUCGGGUUAUUAUGUGUCAGACCUAUUACAUUUUGAUACAGCAUCCGGUAAUCAGUCCGUGUCAUCGAAUUCUUCAGCUUCCGUCGUCUUUGGGUGCAGCACAUCAGCAAGCGGGGUGCUGCAGAAAACAGAUAGAGCAGUUGAUGGGAUUUUUGGAUUUGGGCAGCAGGAAAUGUCUGUCAUCUCACAGCUUUCUUCAAAGGGAAUAACUCCAAAAGCAUUUUCUCAUUGCUUGAAAGGAGAUGACACUGGCGGGGGCGUACUGGUUCUCGGUGAGAUCGUUGAACCUAACAUUGUUUAUAGCCCACUUGUUCAAAAUCAGGCUCAUUAUAACUUAAAUCUGGAGAGCAUUAGCGUUGGUGGUCAAACAUUACCAAUUGAUCAAUCAGUCUUUGAAACGUCAAGCAACAAAGGAACAAUAGUGGAUUCUGGAACAACUUUGGCAUACCUUGCAGAAGAUGCAUAUGAUCCUUUUGUCAAUGCAAUUACAAGUGCUGUUUCACAGUCUGUGACUCCUGUUACUUCCCAGGGAGAACAAUGUUACAUAGUCACCUCCAGCAUCACUGAUGCAUUUCCCCAAGUUAGUUUGAACUUCGCCGGUAACGCAUCCAUGAUAUUAAGACCUGAGGACUACCUGUUGGAGCAGAACUCUGUCAACGGUGCUCAAGCAUGGUGUAUUGGCAUUCAGAAAAGUGAGGGUCAAGAUAUAACUGUCUUGGGAGACCUCGUCCUAAAAGACAAGAUCAUUGUCUAUGACUUGGCUAAUCAACGUAUUGGUUGGGUUCAAUAUGACUGUUCAAUGUCAGUCAGCGUCUCUUCGAAUACUAGCACCGGAACUGCAUCAGUAAAUGGAGGGUCCAUAGACGUCAACGUUAACAACAGAAGUUCAUUGAGGAAUGACCCUCUCAAAUUGAUUCCCAUAUGCAUGAUGAUAGCUUUCCUUGUUCACAUAUCGAUCAAUCGUUGACAUUUUGCUAUUCUUGAAGCACAUAUAGUCAUUGUACGUUCGAAAUGCAUGAUUAUACUGCAAUAAGCCUCAGAUCAAUACUCCUUCUGCAAUACUUCGAUUGUAUACCUUCUCCCGAGAUCUCACAUUAGAACAUUCACUGCAGCUGGAAAUCUCUAGGUGCACAUGCUCACUGUGUAGCAGAAUUUGUUGUUUGAUCUGCCAUUCAGAUUAGGAUUGUUAUUCUUUCAUCGAUAUCAGGUACAUAGAAUUACAAAUUUCAUUGGGUUUUUUUGUUUUUGGCACCACUGUAAAUGACAUUCAUAAUGGUAUUUUACUCCAUAUACUGUCGAUUUAAAAUUAUAAAA